GGCGCGCCUGAGCAAGUGACGGGUUAAAGAAUCCACGGGGUCCUAAAUCUGCGUUUCAUCCCUUUGAUCUGGGCGUUAGAGUCUCUCACUUGGGGGUCCAAAGACGAGCCAAAAGAAAACACCUGCCCUCCCAAUAUCCGUCACAGUCUGGCGCAGCCCUCGGUGGCGGCGCUCGCUCCUCUCAGGCCCCCAUGCAGGCCCCGCCCCGGCUCGUCCCGAGCAGACUCUCGCGAGAUUUAAGGCCGCAGGGCCGGCCCGGGCGGCUGCAAUAUGGCGGAGGCGGAAGGGGAGAGCCUGGAAUCCUGGCUGAAUAAAGCCACCAAUCCUUCCAACCGCCAGGAGGACUGGGAAUACAUAAUUGGCUUCUGUGAUCAGAUCAACAAAGAGCUUGAAGGGCCACAGAUCGCUGUCCGACUGUUGGCCCACAAGAUCCAGUCUCCACAGGAAUGGGAGGCGGUCCAGGCCCUGACGGUGCUGGAGGCGUGUAUGAAGAACUGUGGGAGGAGAUUUCAUAAUGAAGUGGGAAAGUUCCGUUUUUUGAAUGAGUUAAUCAAAGUCGUCUCUCCAAAGUACCUGGGGGACAGGGUGUCUGAGAAAGUGAAGACCAAGGUUAUCGAGCUGCUUUAUAGCUGGACCAUGGCCCUGCCAGAAGAAGCAAAGAUCAAAGAUGCCUACCAUAUGUUGAAGAGACAGGGCAUAGUGCAGUCUGACCCACCAAUCCCUGUGGACAGGACGCUGAUCCCCUCUCCACCACCUCGUCCCAAAAACCCUGUUUUUGAUGAUGAGGAGAAAUCCAAGCUUUUAGCCAAGUUGCUGAAAAGCAAAAACCCAGAUGACUUGCAAGAGGCCAACAAGCUGAUCAAGUCCAUGGUGAAGGAAGACGAGGCGCGGAUCCAGAAGGUGACCAAGCGUCUGCACACGUUAGAGGAGGUCAACAACAACGUGAAACUGCUCAGCGAGAUGCUGCUUCACUACAGCCGAGAGGACUCUUCAGAGGGAGAUAAAGAGCUCAUGAAGGAGUUGUUUGAUAGGUGUGAGAACAAGAGGAAGACGUUAUUUAAACUAGCCAGUGAGACAGAGGACAAUGACAACAGUUUGGGGGACAUCCUGCAGGCCAGUGACAACCUCUCCCGGGUCAUCAACUCUUAUAAAACAAUUAUUGGAGGGCAGGUCAUCAAUGGUGAGGUGGCCACCUCAACCAUGCCAGACUCUGAAGGGAACAAUCACUCCAGUAACCAAGGCACUCUCAUCGACCUUGCUGAGUUGGACACACUGAGUAGUCCGUCCUCUGCGUCGGCUCCGGCACCCACUCCCCCAUCCUCAGGCAUCCCGAUCCUCCCUCCUCCCCCCCAGACCUCAGGUCCUCCACGCAGCCGCUCAUCCAGCCAGGCCGAGGCCCCCCUGGGACCCAGCAGCACAAACAGUGCCCUCUCCUUGCUGGACGAAGAGCUGCUCUGCUUGGGCCUCACUGACCCAGCCCCUAAUGUUUCUCCCAAAGAGUCAGCUGGAAAUAGCCAGUGGCACCUGUUCCAGAGUGAACAGUCCAACGUGGACUUCUUCAGCCCCAAGCCGGGGCCUGCUGCCUGUAGCGCCUCAGAGGCUUCUCUGCUCCAGGCCUCGGCCCUCUCCUCAGGCAACUCCCAAGCUCCACUGCUGCCUCCCUUCCCAGCCCCUGUGGUCCCAGCCAGUGUUCCUGCCUCCAGUGUGGGUUCCUUCCUGUUCUGUACUGGACUGGCCCCAAAGGCUGAGCCUGCAGUCCCUGAUCAGCAUAGCUCGGCACUGGGUGAUAGCACCCUGCACCACCUGGAUGCCCUCGAUCAGCUUCUGGAAGAGGCCAAAGUGACAUCAGGCCUGGUGAAACCUGCCUCCUGCUUUUCCUCUGGGGCUACGGCCUCCCCUCUGAUCCCCACCACCCCAGCCAGGCCUCUCCUGCCCUUCUCCACCGGGUCUGGCAGCCCUCUCUUCCAGCCACUGGCCUUCCAGCCUCAGGGCAGCCCCAUGAAGGGGCCCCAGCUCUCCCUGGCCAGUGUCCACGUGCCCCUGGAAUCAAUCAAACCUAGCAGUGCCCUUCCUGUGACAGCCUAUGAUAAAAAUGGCUUCCGCAUCCUCUUCCACUUUGCCAAGGAGUGUCCUCCAGGACGGCCUGAUGUGCUGGUGGUGGUGGUGUCCAUGCUGAAUACAGCUCCCUUGCCAGUCAGGAGCAUCGUGCUGCAGGCUGCAGUGCCCAAGUCCAUGAAAGUGAAAUUGCAGCCACCCUCUGGGACAGAACUCUCUCCAUUCAGCCCCAUCCAGCCACCUGCAGCCAUCACCCAGGUCAUGUUGCUGGCCAAUCCACUGAAGGGAGGUGGGCCAAGCCCAGUGGCCCAAGAUGGUGUUUGGGCCCAGAGUGAGAAACGGUACACUGGGGUCCUACCUUCUGCGGGCAGCAGCAUCCUGGAACGGCCGCUGAGUGAUGAGUUGCGCGCUUAUCCCUGGCAGCGGCAUGUUAUGUCCUAUGGACAUCUCAGCAGGACAUGGAACUCAGCCUAGCAGAAACAGAACUUGGCCUUCUGAUAGCCUAAACUAGGGAUAGGUAAGAAAAUGAAGAGAACCAAUAUUUUCCCUUCUCCAAAAGCAGGUGAGCUUUCUGGGAAAAGCGUGCCUCCAAUUGUGGGGCAGGCCAUCCUACUCACUACCUCUUGCUUGGCAUGAAAUAAACUGCUGUCCUCCCCUUAGAAUCUCUGAAGGGAAGGACAAUUCCUGUGUCCUCCUGCUUUGGCGUCUCCCUGCUUUGGCCUCCUCCUCCCACCAGAUGGCAUGUGGUGUGGUUGGACACCGGAGGCCUCAGGGUCAAGCACGUUGCACUAGACAUGUCCUAACGUGCUGCCCAGAAACCCUGUUCCCAGCUACCAAGGGGCACUGUCAGCAAGAUGUUGGGUCUGGAGGUGAUGAGAUAUCAGAGCCAUGCUUGAGCCAAGUCACCAGAGCCUGUGCUUCAACAGUACUUUGCCCCAGCUGCUCUGACAGGUGGAUGCAGUCCUGGGCCAGGGAUACCAGGCCUGACUAGGCAACAGGAAAGAGAACCACCAGCUGCCACAGAAGCUGGGGAAGAGCACACAACUCAGCUGGUUGGACAUCUCUGGGAAAAGGGAGGUGGCACAAACCACAUUCCCUGAUCCCCGCACCCCUUGCAAGACUCCCUUUACUCUGGAUCAAGAGGUCAUCUCCCUUCCCCUCGCUGUCUUUAGCAAGCAGGUUUCACUGCUUCAUUAGGACAGG
Lemur catta (Ring-tailed lemur) is the source of this 3258-nucleotide messenger RNA. It is a transcript of the gene GGA3, whose product is annotated as golgi associated, gamma adaptin ear containing, ARF binding protein 3. The transcript is spliced from 17 exons. The coding region runs from base 271 to 2529 and encodes 752 amino acids. Gene Ontology annotation, biological process: intracellular protein transport; vesicle-mediated transport. The record is from RefSeq and is a predicted model, not a curated record. Lineage: Eukaryota; Metazoa; Chordata; Mammalia; Primates; Lemuridae. Gene Ontology annotation, molecular function: small GTPase binding; phosphatidylinositol binding; ubiquitin binding. Gene Ontology annotation, cellular component: trans-Golgi network.